CCUUCUCUUGCUGUCUUGCAGCCCAUGGGAUCAGAGCGGAUGGAGAUGCGCAAACGGCAGAUGUCCAUGACCCAGGAGACCCCAGGCGCUGCACAGGCUCAGCACAGCACAGGAAACCGAGGGUCCAAUGCCUGCUGCUUUUGUUGGUGCUGUUGCUGCAGCUGCUCAUGUCUUACUGUUAGAAAUCAAGACGAAGAGAGAGCAAGGAGAACAUCUCAUGAACUCCAAGCAGAGGGUAUUCCAAACUGCGAGGAAAGCCCUGCUCCUACUCUUGAAGAAGUAAAUGCCUGGGCUCAGUCAUUUGACAAGUUGAUGCUUACUCCAGCUGGCAGAAAUGCUUUUCGUGAAUUUCUACGAACAGAAUUCAGCGAGGAAAACAUGCUUUUCUGGAUGGCCUGUGAGGAACUAAAACAAGAAUCCAACAAAAGUGUCAUUGAAGAAAAAGCAAGACUAAUUUAUGAAGAUUAUAUUUCUAUCCUUUCUCCAAAAGAGGUCAGUCUGGACUCCAGAGUAAGAGAAGUUAUUAACCGAAAUAUGCUGGAACCCUCGCAACACACCUUCGAUGAUGCACAGCUUCAAAUUUAUACCUUAAUGCACAGAGACUCCUAUCCACGGUUUAUGAACUCUGCUAUUUAUAAGGACUUGCUUCGGUCCUUAUCUGAAAAAUCCAUUGAAACAUAGGAUCUUUUCUUAAAUGUAUUUAUUUUAAAACAAACGGAACUCUGGGCUACACUGAUCCACAGGGAAUUUAGAAUUAAUCACAUAUUUACCUGAAAAUAACUCAGGCAAGUUUUACUACAGACUGAAUGUUUUAAACCCGCACAAGGCUCUGACACAAUCAGCUAACUACAGUUUCUGAUCAAAUUCAGUGUCACUUUGCAGAAGAGAAUGAAGAGAAAAUGUUGUUGUUCAAAAAAAAGCAGUAUUUUUUCAAACGCAGCAUGCAACUCAGCUGCAAACCUGUCACAACGUACGUCUGAGGUACAAAUGCCAACUAAGCAUGAAAACUAAAUUUGAUUUUUAAGUGGAGUGUUGGAAUUUUCUUGAAAGCCAAACCAGUUGUCCCAUUCACACUGUGACCAAAGUAAAAACAGUACUGUCAAUAUCUGGGUUACACUAGACUAAGUUUCACACAUUGUAUGAAUCGUACCUGGCACAGGUACGCUCCACUUGUCUUGGUAUAUUUAAUGUGUAUACAAAGUGCUAAUGGAAAUCAGUAUGGCAAUCUCAAGUUGAUGAAAGAUAAUGGUUGAAAUAAUGCUGCCUAUAAAAAUCUUUUGCUGAAGAAUUGUUAUUUUACUACUAGAGUCUGCUGAAAGCAUUUUUAAGUUCAUAUUGUUGAUGUUUAUAAAGUUAAAUUAUUUACUUAAGAGGAAGAAGAGUCUGGGCAUUUAAAUUCCAAAAUAAAGCACAAGAAUUGUCA
Nipponia nippon (crested ibis) is the source of this 1423-nucleotide messenger RNA. The record is from RefSeq and is a predicted model, not a curated record. Lineage: Eukaryota; Metazoa; Chordata; Aves; Pelecaniformes; Threskiornithidae.